AUGUUUAAUCUGAAAUAAAAAGGCAGUUUUCAGCUUGAAGUUAUUAAUUUCAUCCCUAACGAAGUUUAUUAAAAUAUAAUAGAUGUGGUAAAAUAAACAUUAGAUUAUCAAAUAUAGACAUUGAUUAAAGUUUACGAAAAUCUUAUAUUGCUCUUUAUACUUAUCCAUCAAAAUUAUUAAUAUAUCACAUAAAUAACGCUCGUUUUGAAUAGUUUAGCUCUAUUUGUGUUAAUACAUCUUUAAUACAGCUCUUCCAUGCCUCUCAGAGUUUUUAUAAUAAAUAUCUUCAUAAAUGCAUGCAUCUUUAUUAUAAUAGUGGGAUAUCUCUUUAUACUUUAAAGCUUUACUUUGAUUUGCCUUAUCUUUUCAAUAUUCUUAAUUGGACACUCAAAGUUUCUAUCAUGCUAUUUUUUGUCUGUUGGGAAUACUAAUGAUGUGAUUGAUAAAAAAAUAUACAGCAUUCUUCCUUACAAAAUGGUUUUAUAUUUUGUUGGUGUAAGAUUGAGAAAAUUUUAUUCUUCGAAUGAUCUAAAUGAUCCAAACCACUUUUACAACAUGAUAUCAGGCAUUUAAGUUAUUUAUCUAGUUUGUCUAUCGAUUGCUGAUUUGGUGCUUUAAUAUGAAAUCAAAGACUAGAGAUUUAGAAUCUUUCUUUUUGGUUGCUAAUUAUUAUUGCUCUACUAUUUCUCAGUUGUACUCAGUUAAUUUGUUAAUAUCCUUAGAUAUGGCCCUUAUAAGAGAAGGAUUAAGCUUAAUUGUGAUAAAUUAGUUGAUUUAAGUCAAAACUAAAUAGAAAAAAGGUAUUUUAAGUUUAAAAAAAUGUAAAACUUAAUAGUGUUAGAAAUAUAAAAUUACAAACCUAAAGAGUUUUUGAAGGUAAUGCCAUAAGUGAUUGAUUUGAUUAAGCAAAAUAAGACCUUAAAGUUAUUUGUAGAAGAAAAUUAAUAAAUGCAUAGCUCUAUUCAGACUUUCGAUAAUAUUAUAGUUAGCUUAUUGCUAAAUAAGUCAUCAUUAGUUAAAUUAUUAAUAAAAGAAUUGGCUACUUACGAUUUCAAUCAUAAGUAUUUUGAUAUUUCUUAAAAUGUUUCAUAAUUUAAUCUUAUAAUUUAGCAAUGUAUUGAAAAUUACAAAAUAAUUCCCAAUAUAAUGAGUGAAAGUCUCUUGAUAAAUAAUCAAAUGUACUAUUAAUUACCAGCUGGGCAUUUUCAGUAAUGCGAAUAACUACGAUAAUUUAAAAUUGAAGUUAUGAAAAUAAUAGUCUUUGAUUAACUUAUCAAAAUGCAAAUGGAUUUUCAGCCUCAAUAAAUUUACUAUGACCUAUUAGAUAUUUAAUGA
This is a messenger RNA of Tetrahymena thermophila SB210, 1335 nucleotides long. Its product is annotated as transmembrane protein, putative. The record is from RefSeq and is a predicted model, not a curated record. The transcript has 2 exons. Lineage: Eukaryota; Ciliophora; Oligohymenophorea; Hymenostomatida; Tetrahymenidae.